AAAAGCCCGAGAAAAAAAAAGCCCGAAAAAAAAAAAAAGAAACUCGAAAGCGAUGCAUUCUUGGGUGCAGCGGCUGUUGGCCACGGCGACGACGGCGGCGUUGCUCCUCCUCGCCGCCUGCGCCGCCGCCUCCGCGCUCGACGCCUUCCACGCCCCCUCCGUCCAGGCGCAAGCCCAUGUUACAAAGAUAAACCGAUUCCACAAGCAGCUCAAUGGGAAUGACAAGGUGACACUGACGUUCAACUUGUCCGCAAAUUUGGAGUCACUAUUCACAUGGAACACAAAACAGGUUUUUAUCUUUCUGGCUGGUGAGUAUGAAAACUCAAAGAAUUCGCUCAACCAGGUUUCGUUAUGGGACCACAUAAUACCUGACAAGGAUCAUGCAAACCUGCAACUGGAGGUGAAGAGCAAGUACCCUCUUAUUGACCAGGGAAGUAGUUUGCGUGGGAAGAAAGUUCAGCUUGUUCUACAGUGGCAUAUCAUGCCCAAGGCCGGUGUAAUGAUCCGGGAUCGGAUGGCUCUGUCAGAGUUCGAUCUGCCAGACGCCUAUAUUUCUUGAACAGCUCUGCUCUAUCUAAUGAGCUUUUGCAGUAGACUCACAAUUGUACAUCUGAGAACAAUCCUCUAAUGAACAUGACGAUAAAGCAUCUCUGCAUUCUAGGCAAUGCUCUUACUAAUUUGGCAUCUAUCAUACAUUACUACAAGUG
Oryza brachyantha (malo sina) is the source of this 707-nucleotide messenger RNA. Its product is annotated as probable signal peptidase complex subunit 3. The transcript has 6 exons. Gene Ontology annotation, biological process: protein targeting to ER. Gene Ontology annotation, cellular component: signal peptidase complex; membrane. The record is from RefSeq and is a predicted model, not a curated record. NCBI's taxonomy places the organism in Eukaryota, Viridiplantae, Streptophyta, Magnoliopsida, Poales, Poaceae. Bases 53 to 559 code for a protein of 168 amino acids.